Dendrobium catenatum is the source of this 2915-nucleotide messenger RNA. RefSeq lists its product as uncharacterized. The transcript is spliced from 5 exons. The record is from RefSeq and is a predicted model, not a curated record. Bases 153 to 2660 code for a protein of 835 amino acids. NCBI's taxonomy places the organism in Eukaryota, Viridiplantae, Streptophyta, Magnoliopsida, Asparagales, Orchidaceae. Gene Ontology annotation, biological process: activation of GTPase activity. Gene Ontology annotation, molecular function: GTPase activator activity.
UUCCCAACUCUUUCUCGACCCUCAAUUGAAAUCCAGUCUUCCUUCUCUCCUAUGCAGCCUAUAACCUCACAUGAGAGCUUAAAGUUCCCAUCUUUUCCCCCUUUAGCUGUAUAAAGCCCAGACCUUUUUCGUCUUCGCCGAGUUCGCCAUCUAUGUCGUCGGAAAAUUGCGGGAAGACGAUGAUAACAGCAUCAGAAGAGCUGUUGCCACCAGCUUCUGUCUCCCCUGACCGGAGCUCUGGCGAAGGCCAGAGGUUCUGCAACGUUAGGGGAGUUAGGUGGAGGAUUAAUCUAGGAAUACUUCCUUCUUCGCAAUCAGCUUCAAUCGAAGAUCUGCGCCGUGUCGCCGCGGAUUCUCGAAGGAGUUAUGCAAGCUUGCGGCGCCGGUUAUUAGUAGAUCCACAUACGCUGAAGGAUGGAAAUAGAUCUCCUGAUCUGGCUAUGGAUAAUCCUCUAUCACAAAAUCCAGAGAGCACGUGGGGUCGAUUCUUUCACCAUGCUGAAAUAGAGAAAAUGGUCGACCAGGAUUUAUCGCGAUUGUAUCCCCAAGAUGGUAGCUACUUUCAGACAUCUACAUGCCAAGGCAUGCUGAGAAGAAUCUUGUUAUUGUGGUGCCUCAGGCAUCCCGAGUAUGGCUAUGGCCAAGGAAUGCAUGAACUAUUGGCUCCUCUAAUAUAUGUAUUACAUGCUGAUCUUGAUUACCUUUCGAAAGUUCGAGGGCUUUAUGUGGACUGCUUUAAUGAUGAAUUUGAUGAGUUGUCCUAUCCAGAGAGUGGCCUUCUGUCUCAUAAUACAAUGAAAAAGGCCAAAAGCUGGGAUUUAGGAGGCAAUGGCGACUUUUAUCGGGGAAACGGGCCCAAAAUUACAUGCCUUGAUGAUCUCGAUCCGGAUACGAGGGAUGUUUACUUAUUAAGUGAUGCCUAUGGAGCGGAAGGCGAGUUGGGUGUGGUUAUAUCUGAGAGAUUCAUGGAGCAUGAUGCUUACAGCAUGUUCAAUGCAUUAAUGAGUGGUGCUCAUGGGGUUGUUGCAAUGGCUGACUUUUUUUCUAUCUCUCCUAGUAUUGGAUAUAGCACAGGUAUACCUCCAAUAAUCGAGGCCUCAUCUGCACUGUAUCACUUACUAUCUGUUGUGGAUUCGUCUCUUCAUAGUCACCUUGUCGAUCUCGAGGUUGAACCUCAAUAUUUUGCGCUCCGAUGGUUGCGAGUCCUAUUCGAACGGGAGUUCUCACUUAAUGAUCUGUUAGUCAUUUGGGAUGAAUUGUUUUCUGCUUCAAAUGAUUCAUGUAUGGAGAACGAUGAGUAUCAGUUUAGGGUCCUGUGUUCACCUCGAGGAGCUUUCAUUGCUGCCAUGGCAGUCUCCAUGUUACUGCAUGUUAGGUCAUCCCUGUUGGCCACUGAGAAUGCAACUUCCUGCCUCCAGAGAUUAUUGAACUUCCCAAGGAAUAUAAAUGUGAUGAAACUGAUAGAGAAGGCAAGGUCUUUCCAAGCCCUUGCUUUGGAAGCAAAUAUGUUACCAGGAUCAUCAUCACAGCAUUGUUUCAUGAAAAACAGUUCAUUAGUAGCAAGUAGAGCUGGUUCAAUCUCUCCUAAGACGCCAAUUAGAAUUUUACCUGACAGUUACUGGGAAGAAAAAUGGCGAGUGCUUCAUAGGGAAGAAACACUUCAAAAGAGUGAUUUGAGCAGAGGGAGGAAGAUCAAGGACUUGUUGGGGAAGAAACUAGGGUUAUCUAGGACAGAAUCAGAUCCUUCUCCUGCAAAAAAGUUUAGCGGGAAGAAACAAGCAGGUUCUUCUUUCAGGCGUAGGCUAUUUGAUGAUUUGCCUCAGAAGUUUGAGUCUGAAGGUGAUGCAGGUCACCAUAUUUUACCAGGUCAAGAGUCUCCUCCUUUGAAUGAAGAUGUGAACAACCGUUUAUUUGAAGAACCUGGUGAUCCAAAUAUCAGAAGAACCUCUGAUGAGCCAUGCGAUUUGAAUAUCUCAAGAACUUCAGAGUGCGUAGCUGAAAACACUUGCUUAAGCACAGAAAAUUCCUCAUUGUCUUCCAUGGAAACAGCUCCCACUGAGGGGAAUGAUGGUGAAAUUGAAUCAGAGAAGAGUAGUCUCUCUUCGGAUUCCUCAUUCGGAGAAAAUGAAGAUGAAAAUAAUCUUGCAGAGGAGGAAUGCAAUAGUUAUUCAGAGAAUUUAGUACCUAAUGUCGUAGAAGCCAAUGCUUCCAUUGCCAAAUCUGAACAAAGUGAGAAUGCUGAAGCAGUAGGAGUACCAGAUUUGAAGGAGAGAAAAUCACUUUCUGGCAAGUUUCAGUGGUUUUGGAAGUUUGGAAAAGGAAAUUCAUCCGAAGGAAGCUCUGAAAGAGGAGCAAAUGCAAAGACACAGAGAUCAUCUAGCUUUGGAAGUGGAAAUGUUUGCCAUGAAACAUCAGGAACUUCAGUUUCUGACCGCAGCUACUGUAGUGAUAGCGUAAAGAUAGAAGCUGGAGACAAGAAAGUAAUGGGUUCCCUUAGGAAUCUUGGACAAUCCAUGCUCGAGAAUAUUCAGGCCAUUGAAUCGGUUUUCCAACAAGAAAGAGGCCAAGCAGGCAACGUUCUUGGUGGCAAAGGACAAGCUACAGCCUUUGCAGCUCUUAAAGAACUUCGAAAGGUCAGCAAUCUUUUGUCAGAAAUGUAAGUCUCAGUCUUCCUACUUUUAUGAUUGUAUCAAUUUUUCUCUUAUUUAGUAUUCAAGUAAAAGCUUCUUGGCUUCUUUUUUCCUUAGAAAGAUAUAAUUGUGGUGUAAAUAUCAAUUGCAAUUUAUGAGAGAGGAAGGCUGCUGUAAAUCCAUUUUUGGAUUAUCUUGUAUCUUGGAAACAAGCAGGAAGCAAGUUACUGCGUACUAGAUAUCUGUCUGUGGCUCUGAAAUAAGAGGCUCCAUUGAAUUCUCAUC